This is a messenger RNA of Plasmodium fragile, 4977 nucleotides long. RefSeq lists its product as uncharacterized. The record is from RefSeq and is a predicted model, not a curated record. Gene Ontology annotation, biological process: protein folding in endoplasmic reticulum. Bases 1 to 4977 code for a protein of 1658 amino acids. Gene Ontology annotation, cellular component: cytoplasm; membrane. The transcript has 2 exons. NCBI's taxonomy places the organism in Eukaryota, Apicomplexa, Aconoidasida, Haemosporida, Plasmodiidae.
AUGAUAUGGUGGUUUUUAAUUUCAAUAAAUUUUUUGUUUUUUCUUAUAAAAAGCUUUUUCACCCCCAAAGAUACGACUUAUAUGAAUGACAUAAAUAAACAUCAAGACAGCGCGUCGACAGAAAAGUACAUUCUCGGCGAAAACUACAACUUGACGAGUCUGAACCUGAAGAUCGACUUCGGCUCCCUAGACACCGGGACGAAGAUAAUCGAGUACAGCAAAGGAAUUAUAAACAUUCGAUCCAUUCAACAGUACGACUAUGACAGUUACAUGCUGACGCCAUGCAAUUCAGACAUCUGGUGGAUCUACUCAUUCAGUGACAUUAUACAUAUAGAGAAAAUUGGAUUAGUCUCACUAGAACAUUAUGCGUCGAAUUUCAAAGUCAUUGAAAUAUUAGGGAGUGAUGUAUACCCAACAAAAAAAUGGAAAAAGCUAGGAAAAAUUGCUACCAAUUUUACAAAAAGUUUUGAACUCUUUAACAUAUAUGAUUAUUGUAAAAAUUACGAUGAAGAUAAUUGUUGGGUCAAGUAUAUGAAAUUUGUUGUCCUGUCUCAUCACAAUUUAGAAAAUAAUUAUUAUUGUACCUUGACACAUUUGCAAAUUUUUGCAUCAUCUGGUGUUGAUAUGCUCAGUGAUAAAAUAUACUCAGAUGAUAACAUCACUCAGCUUGAAAAAGAUUUCCACGAUAAUUACAAACAUGAAAAAAAUGAAAACAUUCGUGAUCAUGAGGUUAUAGAAAAUUUGGAGGUUCUCCUUGAGGACAAGGAACGCAUGCACGGUGGAAGGGGCACUGCACCAGGACCAAGCGACCGUCGAUAUGGACAGAGACACAUAGAUAAGAAGCGUGACCAGGAUGCACUACACUCAACAGAUAUACACACUACCGGAACCAUCACAUCGGAGCAAUCCCCCCCCACGCCCUCCUACUUUACCCCAUUCGAAGGAUCCUUCUUAGAUCCAGAAACGGUAAAGGAAGAAUUAAUAGACACUGAUCUUAUGGAUUCAAAGGUAAUGGACACAGAAUUGAUUAAAAAGGAACUCAUGGACAUGGAGCUCAUUGAAAAAGAACUAAUGAACUCACAACUUGUAGAGAGAGACUCCAAAAGUGGUAACAUGAACGAACCGUCACUUGAUAAUUUAACAGAACAAAUAGGAAACGUUGAUGAUGAUAAAAGAGACCAUGAAAGGAACACCAUCAAGGAGGUUGAAGAGAAUAGCAAUCAACACAAGGAAGAAGAGAAAGACAAAUUUAGUGUGUCCUCGACUGUAGCCACAAAAAAUAAUGUGCUAGGCCAGGAAGGAUACAACAAGAAUGUCUCACCUCAUGCGCUAGUCAUCCUGAACAAAACUGUGAAGAAGAAAUAUGCUGUACUUCAAAAUUUUAACAAACUCAGAAUAUCCAAGCUUUUAAAAAAUUACCGAUUCGUCAAUUACAAAAAUGUGGUUAACAAGUACAUACCUUACAUUGCACACCUGAUGAGGUAUAAGGACCAGCUCAACUACGAUCACUACAACGUGAAAGACGCCAUCCAAAUGGAUCGCUUCCUCAACCCCGUGGAUGAUGUACUUCUUGGCGGAAGCACAGUGGAGAAACAUGUACCGACCCGUCAGCGAUUUCUUUACCCAUUCCGUGUGCUCCAGAGAGGUGUUUUUCCAAAAUUGUACAGCCGUGUGAAUAUCCCAAGACACGUUCCCCUGCACAGUGGAACAAGUCCACACACUGUUGAUAAGAGUACCAUUCCAGCGAGUCCGAAUGGCGCACCAACAAGGAAACCUGCCAAAGUGCACUGCUACAACUAUGGGGCUAUAAAAAGCGUACAAAAUAGUAUACUGCAGAAUAGGCGUAUAUACUCCCUGCUCACUGUAUGGAAGCCCCGUCUUCUGUGCAAUUUCGAUAUGGUCUGCUUGAAAAAACAUGCGGGAGAUAUUAACAAAUUGCUUACCUUUAGAAGUAACUUAAUCAAGUCCACUUUGCGAAAGUAUCUCUUCUUCAUAUCUGGAAAGAGAUUGCCCCGCCUAAGAAAAAGGAAGUAUAAAAUUUUGAAGAAAAAAAAAAGGAAAAUCAGAAAAAAUAGGGGAUUGUUCAGAAAACUCUUCUUAUUAAAACAGUUUAAUAAAAUAGGACACAUAAAAAAAUUACACGCUUCUUAUUCACCCCGUUUUUGUUUUCCAACAUGCGAUGCAUCGAGGUAUCUACCGCACAAGAUGGGGGAGGACGAUCCCCGCAUGACUUAUAUAUGGGAAAAAAUGCAACAACAGAAUAGAAUAAAGGACCUGCAAAUUAUGUCCCCUCUGAAGGAACAACCACAGGACGGCUUGAUAAUGAUGUACCUGUUCCAUGAACUAAGAAAGGGACACGAGACACACAAUUUGGAGAGUAUCAACUGGUGCUUUGAUUUCAUGAUGAAGUGGAAAAACAUAUUCAACUCAGUAUUGCUUAUGUCUUUCAUGAGUUAUGCCUCACUAGCUAGUCUGUGCUACCGUGACAGGUGUGUGGAUAUAAUAAAGAAUGGGCUGCUUUUGAAGAAAAAAAAUAAAUCGACAUUUGAGAAGGAACUGCACGGUCUUCUUUUUGCGCAUUCGGACACAAGCAGGACUUGCAAAAGGCACGACCCUGUGGAGAGAACAGAUUUGUCGUACUAUGCCUGCAGGGAGGAGGAUGAAGAGGAGGAGGACGCAGAUAAUGCGGAUUAUUACUUAGAUGGGGAGUACUAUGCUGAUUGGGAACUACCCCGCCCCAGGGAGCCGCUCCACUCGAAGGACCUCUCUAUAAAUCACCAAAUUAGGGCCGAAACUCCCCCAACCAUUAACACCUUUACGCUGUAUCUGCAUAUGUUAAGAUGCAAAAACGUGCACUCGCGCUACCACACCAUGGCGCUGAUGAGAAACCCCAGGGAUAUGAAGCUCAUGUCCAAAUGUGUGGCAGAUAUAUGGAGUAGUCUGUCUAGUAGCAGAAUUGGAGAGGACAUAACGAAGAACAAAAAGUACGUAAGAAGCGUCAUCUCGGAUCAUACGGCAAAUUGCACGAUAAAUUACUUUUUUUCAGAAAAAUUGCCCACUUCUAAAAGUAAGCUAGUUUACGCCAUUUCGACUAGGAUGGGGAAUGCCACCCUCAUGUACCUGUCCCGUAGGGUGAAAAAUAGGGCAAACUUACUGCACGCCCCACAAAAGGUGCUAAGUGUACAUGGAAAUGAAGAAGAAACUUUGCCAUAUGAAAAAAAAGCCCAGUGUGAAGCGAUUACGGAGCUUCUUGUAGACCUAAUUACAGGUCGUAUAUCGGUUUGGAAAAACAGCUUAGGAUGGAAAAAAAAUGGCUUAGCGGAAAAUGACCAGAGUGCGAAGGCAGCUAGUGGCAACCUGCUGGAGGAGUCAAAAAGGACAUAUCACGAAUUGCACAUCCAAAGGAGUCAACGUGGUCACUUCGAUCAGGCAAACAUGUGCCUAACCCUAAGCGAAAUAGAAAACAUGAUAUACUCAGACAUAUAUCUAAAACAGUACGUAGAUGAAGCGGGGAUACAUAAAGAAAUGCACAAGAAAGACAAAAUGAAAAAUAUUAUAAAUGUAAAGUACAAACAGAAAAACAAUGACAAAAGUAUAAAAAUCUUGAACGAAAUAAAAGAAACACAAGAAAGCAAUAGUAAACUUGUUAACGAAGUGUACGAUAUCAUUAGCGAAUAUGAUGAUAAUAACGAGUCGAAAAUUUAUUCUGUCAAAUUAAAAUCAGGAAAACAAAUCCCAUUAAUUAUUAACAAACCAGAACAUAAAAUGCAAGAUAAAAUAAUAAACACUAAAACGAAAAGAAAAUAUAUUCAAGAAAAUAAAUUACAAUAUCUUAACGAAUUUGAUCAUGUGCUCAAUGAUAACAUCCAGUAUGAUCUGUAUGAACAAAAUUGCAUACGAGAAGAAAAAAUUGAAGAAAAAGCAAAAAAUACAAGAGGACAUGCCUUACUAACAUUAGUGGAUAAAGUAAAAACAAUCGAAAAUAAAAAUAAUUAUGUAAUUUCAAAAUUGAAAGAUGUAAUAAAAAUUACCAACAACAAAACCAAAAUCAUAUAUCACAUGUUGUCCAAUGUUAAAAUUUUACAAAACACAAUUAGCCUUCUCCUAAAAUAUAUUAUGAUAAAUGAAAAAAAUAUGAAAACGUUACAUAAAAACAGAAAUAAAACAGAAUCCUUUUUUAAGAUAUUGAAAGAUAUAUGCAUUUUACAAAUUAAUGAUAAAAAACAUUUUGAUUCACUCCAGUAUAUUUGCAAAUAUUUACAAGAUUUACUAUACGAUGAGAUCGAAAAAAUAUAUCUUUUCGAAAAAUCCACAAGAGGAGGCGCAGGAGGAGUAGGGACAGGUGUAGGUGGAGGAAGAAGAACGGCGAAUGCUGCCAACGGGGGAAACACUUCUCCCUCCAUGGGUGGAAAGUUCCCAUUAUGUGGUGAAGAAGAAGAAAAUAUGCUACUACAUAAUAAAAAUGCCUUUCACGAUAAAAACCCAAAUUUUAUUUUUAAAGAAAAAAAAAGAAAUAUAUUCAAUUUUUUGUAUUAUGAAAAUCAUUGUCAUAACGACAUAUUCAAAACACCCCUCAUUUAUUAUAAUUCUUCAGUGGACAGCCUUCAAACAUUUUAUUUCAAAGUUUAUAAUUUUUUCAGGAAUAAUUUAACCAUUUUUCAAUACAUUCUCUACAAAUUCAGACACUACAGGAGGAUCAUUAUCAGUUACAUUACCAGGGGCCAUGCCGGCGAUGCAACUGCACAGUGUAACGGUGCACAGUUGAACGGUACACCGCACACCGGCGUGCCGUUCGGCGGAUCGCAGUUUGGCGGCGCGUAUGGACCUCCUCACAAUACAAGGAACCUAUACGUCUUCCUUUUGGGCUUCCUCCUGAUAAUUUUCGUCAUAAGCAAUUUUUUCUGUUUCCUCUUGUACAAGCAUUUAUCAAAUAAGCUGAACACGUUCGUUCAGGGUUGCACCUGCAACAGGACGUGA